AUGUCUUCAGGUUCUGAAAGUCAACAGUCUGAUGUUGAAGAAAGCAACUCACCAAAUAAAUUGGAAUACAAUGUGGUAAUAUUCGGAGAAUCGGGUGCUGGCAAAAGUGCGCUCAUCAAUUUAAUAUAUGAUGAUAUUGUCGUUGAAUCAAGCGAUUGUGUAUUAGGAUGUACAAUGGAUAAUGCAAGAGUUACCGGAUCGAUCAAAGGUUACCCUGAUUUGACAAUCAAUUUAUAUGAUACAGCGGGUCUUUCGGAAAGUACAGAUGGAAACGUACCAACAUCGACAGCUUUCGUUCAAUUAAUUAAACUUGCAUAUGCAAUUCCAAAUGGUAUCAAUUUAUUAAUUUGUUGCCAUUCAAAUCCACGUAUAAGUACCGAACAAUUCAAAGCUAAUUAUCGAAUAUUUGUAGAGAAUUUAUGUGAACAUCGAAUACCAUGUUUAUUUGUACGUACAAAUUGUGAUCAUGAUAAUCCACUAAAUAAAUGGUGGAUAGAAAAUUGUAAUGAUAUUAAGAAUAAGCUGAAAUAUAAUUUUAUCGAUGGUGUUUGUGUAUCAACAAUUAAAAGUUCACCAACUAAUCCAGAUGUCGUAUUAAAUCAGUACUUAAUUUCUCGUACGAAUGUAAUUAGCGCUAUUAAAAAACAUGCUCUUACAACGCCAAUACCCAUCGAUUCAUGGAAACGUAAAGUAAUGAUUAUGGCACGCUCGUUUUAUAAUACGUUAAUCAGAUACGUGGCAUGGUUAGGCUUUCAAGAAGUAUCGUUGCGUCCUGAGCUCGAAGAAAUGUUUCUUAAACUUCAUUUUACACCAGAGGAUGCAAAACAAGAAGCGGCAAAACUAUUGCUAGAAUUAAAUGAAAAAGACUUGAUGGCUCCUUAUCAAGAAAUAAAAACUUCAUAA
Molecule: messenger RNA, 903 nt
Organism: Adineta ricciae
Lineage: Eukaryota; Metazoa; Rotifera; Eurotatoria; Adinetida; Adinetidae
Source: the annotation of a GenBank genome assembly